This is a messenger RNA of Tachyglossus aculeatus (Australian echidna), 5167 nucleotides long. It is a transcript of the gene NR3C1, whose product is annotated as nuclear receptor subfamily 3 group C member 1. Lineage: Eukaryota; Metazoa; Chordata; Mammalia; Monotremata; Tachyglossidae. Gene Ontology annotation, cellular component: nucleus. The transcript is spliced from 9 exons. Bases 472 to 2802 code for a protein of 776 amino acids. The record is from RefSeq and is a predicted model, not a curated record. Gene Ontology annotation, biological process: regulation of DNA-templated transcription; nuclear receptor-mediated glucocorticoid signaling pathway. Gene Ontology annotation, molecular function: DNA-binding transcription factor activity; zinc ion binding; nuclear glucocorticoid receptor activity.
UCAUGUUUGAGUGUAUUUUCUGAUGCCCUUUGCAAUAUCGGAUCGUUAUUUUGGUACUUGUUUAAGGGGAAGAAGUUUGAAUCCUUUGCUCGUACCUAAUAUACUGUUAGAUGCAUUUCUGCAAGUUGCGUGCAGUCCAGAUUGAAGCUAAAUAGAUCAAUAUGAAUCCCAGAAAGGACACCCACCGAGUGACAAUUCAAAUAAGACACUAAAACAGAAGAACCAGUUGCAUUCUUGAAAUGUAGUGUCUCCUUGAAACUUAGUGUGGUAAGGCCCUUCAAAUUAGAUUAUUUUUGGCUCUCAUCAGUGUUUUUCAAGAUGUGAGACAACCUAGACUUUUAUAUUCAGCUUCCACAGAGAGAAUCUUUUCUCUUAAACUUUGCCCAUCAGGCAGUUGAGCGGAAGGCAAACGUGCAGUAUUACUUAUUUUUCAAGCAAAAGAGUUGCAGAGUUACACCGCUUUGUUAGCUAAUGGACUCCAAAGAAUCAUUAAACCCCCCUGGUGGAGAAGAAACCACAAAAAGCGUGCAUUGUCGGCCCGGAGGAGGAGGAGGAAAUGUCAUGAACUUCUAUACAACCUUAAGGGGUGGAGCUAUCGUGAAGGUUUCUGCAUCUUCGUCCCCACUGGCUGCCCCAUCUCAGUCAGAGACCAAGCAGCAGCCUGUUUUGGGUGAUUUUCCAAAAGGCUCAGUAAGUAAUGCACCACCCCAGCCGGAUCUUUCUAAGGCCGUUUCUCUCUCCAUGGGACUCUAUAUGGGAGAAACAGAUACGAAAGUGAUGGGAAAUGACCUGGGAUUUCCACAGCAGGGCCAAAUUGGGGUUUCUUCUGGGGAAACAGACUUCAGACUCCUUGAAGAAAGCAUCGCCAGCCUCAAUAAGACAUCCAGUGUUCCGGAGCGCUCUAAGGGUACGGCGCCCGCUGGACCCGACCAGGAGUUUCCAACGACGACGGAUUGUGAUCUCGCUCUACAGCAGCAGACUUUAACUCAAGGCCAGACUGGCCCAAACGGUGGCAACGUGAAGCUGUAUACCGAAGACCAAAGUACCUUUGAUAUUCUGCAAGAUUUAGAGUUGCCCACCGGGUCGCCAGGCAGGGAGGCCAACGACAGCCCCUGGAGAUUAGACCCCCUGUUAGAUGAGGGUGGUUUGCUUUCUCCUUUGGGAGCAGAUGAUCCAUUUCUUUUAGAAGGAAGUACGAGCGAAGACUGCAAGCCUUUUCUUUUACCGGACACUAAGCCUAAAAUUACCGAGCAUGGAGAGCUGCUUCUCCCCAGUCCCAGCGUGCAGAUGCCUCAAGUGAAAAUGGAGAAAGAAGACUUUAUCGAACUCUGUACCCCUGGGGUGAUAAAACAAGAGAAAGUGGGCACUGUUUACUGCCAAGCCAGCUUUCCUGGGGCAAAUCUUCUCGGUAACAAAGUAUCUGCCAUUUCCGUUCAUGGUGUCAGUACCUCUGGAGGACAGAUGUACCACUAUGAUUUGAAUACUGCAUCCCUUUCUCAGGAGCAGGAUCAGAAGCCUAUUUUUAAUGUCAUUCCACCUCUUCCUGUGAGUUCAGAAAAUUGGAAUAGAUGCCAGGGAUCUGGGGAUGACAGUGUGACUUCCUUGGGAACUUUAAACUUUGCCGGCCGACCUGUGUUUUCCAACGGCUAUUCAAGCCCGGGAAUGAGACCAGAUGUAAGCUCUCCACCAUCCAGUUCCUCAGCCUCGACGGGACCACCUCCCAAACUCUGCCUGGUUUGCUCUGACGAGGCCUCCGGGUGUCAUUACGGAGUCCUGACUUGCGGGAGUUGCAAAGUGUUCUUCAAAAGAGCCGUGGAAGGACAACAUAAUUACCUUUGUGCUGGAAGAAAUGAUUGUAUUAUAGAUAAAAUUCGGAGAAAAAACUGUCCUGCUUGCCGGUAUCGAAAAUGUCUUCAAGCCGGAAUGAAUCUAGAAGCUCGAAAAACCAAGAAAAAGAUCAAAGGAGUCCAGCAGGCUAGUGCAACUGCAGGGAGAGAGCCUUUGGAAAGUCCUGUCAACAAAAACUUGGUUCCUGCAUCAUUGCCCCAGCUUACCCCUACUCUGGUUUCAUUGCUGGAGGUCAUUGAGCCAGAAGUGUUGUAUUCAGGUUACGACAGUUCCCUGCCGGAUUCGACUUGGCGGAUUAUGUCAACGCUCAACAUGCUAGGAGGCCGCCAGGUGAUUGCCGCCGUAAAAUGGGCAAAGGCAAUACCAGGUUUCAGAAAUUUACACCUGGAUGACCAAAUGACCCUGCUUCAAUACUCCUGGAUGUUCCUGAUGGCUUUUGCCCUAGGAUGGAGAUCAUACAAACAAUCAAAUGGAAACCUGCUGUGUUUUGCUCCAGAUCUGAUUAUUAAUGAGCAGAGAAUGAAUUUACCCUGCAUGUAUGACCAAUGUAAGCACAUGCUUCUGGUGUCCACUGAACUUCAACGGCUCCAGGUUUCAUACGAAGAGUAUCUCUGCAUGAAAACCUUGCUGCUUCUCUCUACAGUACCCAAGGAAGGCUUGAAGAGCCAGGCCCUCUUUGACGAAAUCCGCAUGACUUACAUCAAAGAGCUGGGAAAGGCCAUCGUCAAGAGAGAGGGGAACUCCAGUCAGAACUGGCAGCGAUUCUAUCAACUGACAAAACUUUUGGACUCCAUGCACGAUGUAGUUGAAAAUCUCCUAAGCUAUUGCUUCCAAACCUUUUUGGAUAAAUCCAUGAGCAUUGAGUUCCCGGAGAUGUUAGCCGAAAUCAUCAGCAAUCAGAUACCAAAAUAUUCUAACGGAAACAUAAAAAAACUCUUAUUUCAUCAGAAGUGACUGCCUUAAUAUGAAAAGGUUGCCUUAAAGAAAGUUGAAUUUAUAGCUUUUAUUGUACAAACGAAUAGAUUCGCUCAUUUCUGUCCUCGCAACGGUGUUUCUUUUGUAAUUAUGCACUACACGUGGUUUAUAGAGGGCCAAGAUCCGGGCUGUAACAGCCGUCGAUUGAUCACUUCUCGGUGAUUGGCAGGGAGUGGGGGGGAGGCCGGAGGGGAGGAAAGUCCUGGGAAUUGGCCUGGCCCCCAGGCCUGCCCACAGAACCCCGGCUCUGAGUGUUGAACCUUCUGCUCGAUAGCAGCUGGAGAACAUUUUCUAGAAAGUUUUUUUUUUUUGGUCGUGGUUUUUUUCUCCCCCUGUAUAGUUGAGAUAGUGUUUUGAUUUAUGCAUGUAACCUGAAAAAGAAAAAAAAGUUUACAAGUGUAUAUCAGAAAAGGGAAGUUGUGCCUUUUAUAGCUAUUAGUGUCUGGUUUUAGCAAUUUCCUUUACCUUUCUAUACCGUGAACUGGCUUGGUCAUUUUUUUUCUUACAUCAUUUUUUGUAUUCAAGUUGCCUGUUGUACAGCUGUUUCUUUUUAAGGUGGGCAGCUAGCUCCUAGCUCUCCGGAAGGAACUCUAAACAUGAAUCUCAACGUAUCCCGUGUGUGAAAAUGGGUCGGUGCUUCUACCGUGAUGGCUUUGGGCCGGCAGGCAAAACCACAGCCAUUUAACCUUUCGGGAGACUUUGCCAGUCUCCGCCUAUUAACUCUUGACCGAAAAGUCCCAUUUUGUAUAUAUCGGCAUCAACACACUGAAUAUACAGGUCUGUGCAAUGGAACCAUCCCACCUGGUCUCUGGAGCCCAGAGCCGCAGCCAAGCCCCGAGCGGACGCUCAGUAAGUAGCCUUGUUGGUGGUGAAUCUCUUCAAAGGACGAGCAAGCACUUAAUGCCCCAGCUGUACCAAGGCCAGCCUUGAGCCGGGUGAUGAGGAAGAGCGUUCCAGUUGAGAAUGUCCAGCAUGACUUCAACUGAGUUAUGCUUUCAAGCAGAGAACUUCAGUCUUACUCCAUCCUUAAAGGUGCCCAGGCAGGGAUCCAGUUGGAAGGGUCCUGCUCGCCCCUGGCACUUGUGGGUGUGACUUCAAAUGCCAUUUCCUCUUGCUAAUCCUCCCUCCCCCGCGGUUGGCGCGGGCGAUAAAGCAGGUCCCGACUCCGUCCUCAAGGUCACUGGCUGGAAAGGUGUACCCGUGGUUAGACGCCCAUUUUCACAUUCCCAUCUGUCACUGAUCAGUUCAUCUUUCCUGGAGUCCAGGGAAGUUCAGCUACUGAGUUUGUGGUUUGGAAUUGUGUCCGACUUCUUGUCUUUGUGAGGCUCCAUCUUCUCAUCGAUUACUCUGUGUGCCAUAUAAUUACCAUAAGUCUUGUGAAUUUCUCCUUGUCACCGUUGAUAAUUCUAUUUUAAACAAUUUAGAAGCUGUAGUAGCCCUUUCUGUGUGCACCUUAUGACCUUUCUGUCAAGUCAAAACAUACAUAUUUACUAAAGCCACUCUAAAUUUGAUUUCUACUCAGUGGCCAAAUUGUGUGUAAUAGAAACUGAAAAACAAAUCAUCUAAAUAAUAUUAAAAUAUGAAACUUCUAAUAUAUUUUUAUAUUUAGUUCUAGUUUCAGAUAUAUAUCAUAUUGGUAUAUUCACUAAUCUAGGAAGAAAAGGGAAGGGCUACUGCAGCUUUAAAUGCAAUUUAUUAAAAUGAUUGUAAAAUAGCUUGUAUAGUGUAUAAUAAGAAUGAUUUUUAGGUGAAAUUGUUUUAUCAUGACACAUGCUAUAUAUUUUUUGUAGGGGGUCAAAGAAAUGUGGAAGGGCAGCGAGAGGCAAAGAUUUUUUGGUUUGUGUGAGCGUUGAUCCUGGAAACAAAGCGAGCAUUCUAGAGAGAGUGUGAAAAAAGGUGUGGCGAUAUAGGCUGGGCCUGGCUGCAGUUGCAGGGUUCUGGUCCCCCCCCCCCACCAACCCCAAUGCAGUGGGAGGGUCUGCAUCUGGGCCCCUAACUGGAGAGCGGAGAGCCAAGCACAAGGUUGCGGGCACCGUCUGGACCCUGGGGUCCCUCACCAUACAGCAGAGCAAAAACAAACAGCUUGAGAAGUUUGGCAAUAAAUAAAGCAUACAGGUACCAGCAAUAUGUAAAUACGGCACAUCCUUUUUUUUCCCAUAGGUCAUCACAAUACACUAAUUCCUUUCUGGCAUACCGCAGAGAGCUCAUUUCCAAGAAAAGGGGCGUGGAGGCUGUGUUUUUGCGGCAUCUAUUUGAAUGCUAUUCUCAUAAAAUGUUAUCUUCAGGAGCUUGGAGAAACGAUCAUGUUUAAUAAAAAAAAUGUAAUCAUUGUAAUCAUUUUGAA